Magallana angulata is the source of this 11696-nucleotide messenger RNA. RefSeq names its product reelin-like. Lineage: Eukaryota; Metazoa; Mollusca; Bivalvia; Ostreida; Ostreidae. Gene Ontology annotation, biological process: central nervous system development; neuron migration. The transcript has 59 exons. The record is from RefSeq and is a predicted model, not a curated record. The coding region runs from base 157 to 10599 and encodes 3480 amino acids. Gene Ontology annotation, molecular function: lipoprotein particle receptor binding.
UUGGCACGGGUUGUUUUGAGUGCCACACACUUGUAUACGUCAAUACGAUUGGUGAAAAAAAAGUGUCAUACCAAAUUACCCCAAGUCCUGUAAUUAGUUGAGCGUUUUCUUGUAUUUCAGUCAAUGACUUGAACUAGCAAAAUUGAGAGAUUAAAAAUGAGACAUGAUUCUGAUAAAUCAAUGGAAAGUAUGAUUCUGAGAUUACUGCUGGUAGUAUUGAGCUUAGACCUGACGUUUACCUACCAACCUUAUGUGGCCCCGUUCUUCUUUAUGUGUAACUUCCAUGGCAACGUAAACGAACUGGGAAUUGAUAACGGAGAGGUAGCCCUCAGUGUGUCCAUUGAAGGCAAUCCGGAACUUUACACGCCGGGAAAACUUUAUAAUGUUACAAUCACUUCCUCCGUGAAUUUUGAUGGGUUUUUCUUGACGGGACUGUACACAUUAACGUCAGAAGCCAGGGCGAGAAUGCAAGGACUGGGCUUCUUUGACAACAGAGGAGCAGGGAACAACCUAAUGUGUUCCAUCGUCCACUCCCAGGUCAACCCUGAACCUCAGCACCGCCUGACCUUCACCUGGAUGGCUCCGGCCAGCGGGACAGGAUGUGUUAGUUUCCUAGCUACAGGAACUCUUCGAAACCAGUUGUUAUUUAAAGAUACAACGGUGUUACAGAUGUGUGAAGAAGGAGCUCCCACUACAUCACCUCUGAGACCGGAACUUGCAAUUCUCCAUGGUAAUGGAAUAAUCAUGAGAGAUGACUUUGAUUCUUCCCCUGACGUCAACAUUCUCGUUUGGAAUGAAGUUGCAGGAGCAAACAUAAGUAGUGAUUGUGGUCACGUGAUGUAUGGUGACUCCAGUUGGUUAUGUCAGCGAUACGGCCAAAGAAAAUUGGUAACCGUUCCCAUGAACACAUCGACGGCAUCCAUAAUACAGUUUGCUCUGUCCGCUGGAAGAUGUGAAGUCCAUAAUUCUGCAGACAAUGAAAUCACAGUGUCCUACGGACUGCAGGGGUGUACAGUGUGGACGGCCAUAGACUCAAUCAGAUUGCCGUCGUCGCUCACAGAAGUCCAUCUUGUGUAUCUACCCAAAGAAGCUAGAGCUGAGGGAGUCUGUCUUAAAUGGGAACAGAUGUCCAACACAACAACAACUACAGAAACUAUACCAGUGACAACAGAACCAAUGACAACAGAAUCAAUGACAUCAGAAUCAACGACAUCAGAAUCAACGACAACUGAAUCAACGACAACUGAAUCAACGACAACUGAAUCAACGACAACAAAGCCAAUGACAUACCCACCAACAACAACACAGAUUCUAACAACAACGGAAAAACUGACUACAACUACUGAACUGUGGUUCCGAUGGGACAUCGCUGACGAGGGACAGCCAGACUUUAAUAGUUGUUGGGGAAUUGACAAUGUGCUUGUUGUCAAUACUGCAGAGCGACCCACUCGCUUGGUUGAAAACUUUGAUCCAAUCGAUCCUAGCAAUUGGCUUUUCUUCCCAGGAGGAAAUAUAAGGCAAAAAUGUCGGUCAGAAGAAAACUCCAUGUUUUUCAAUAUGGAGAAUCAGACAAUGAAUUACGUGGUAUCACGUGACCUAGAUUUAUCCGUACCUGACGUCACACCAGACUUAAUGUUGGAAGAACAGUUCGAAUCAAAGCGCCAACCAGGCUGGGAUAUCAGUGGCGGACGUGUAGAUGUUAUCUGUGGCGUUUUGUACCAUGCCAACUCCAUGGUAUUUGACGGAGCUGGUGCUAGACGAGCGUGUACUCCAUACUUAGAUACCAGAUUGGCGGGAAAUCUCAGGUUUUAUUUCGGGUUCGGGAGUGGGCGUUGCCAAGCCCUUGACACAUGGGAGAGCAAUGUUUACGUUUAUAUAGAGGAUAGUCAUGCACACAAACCAGUACUACUCAAUCUAACAAGUGAAGACUACAAGGAAUCUAGGCUUUUAUCUUUGCCUAUCAAUGGUCACCAACGACAAUCGAAGGCUCGUAUUUGUUGGGAGCAAAAGCACCAUCGCGGAGUUGAUCUCGAUGUGUGGGCGAUUGAUGGUGUGCAGGUUCUGCCUCACUUUCCUCGGAGGUCUGGGGUGACCAAAAUGGUCCAGUUUGACCUGACAUUGAAUUGUGGAACGAACACAAGUCGGAAUGACGUUGAUUUGCAAGCUUCUACUGAUUUUGGAAAAUCAUGGUUCACUGUUCAUGAGCCUUGUAUUGGUAGUAAUUGUGGAGGAAAACACCAGCCUGUGACGUCAGAAUACGAAAGCGAGGACUUCAUAAAUUGGAAAAGAGUUACCUCUCCUUUGCCGUUUGUUGCUCUGGUACCACAUGUUAGAUUUCGAUGGAGUGGAAAAAAUCAACAGAAACCAAAUUGGGCUCUUGAUAAUGUAUUUAUUGGGGACUGUGAGGCCGGUUGCCAUGGGAAUGGUCAAUGUACAAGAACAGGAUGCAGGUGUGACUUUGGCUAUACUGGGCUGACAUGUGACCUACCAGUCGUUCCCCACCUGACCACUAUGAUGGAACAGUUCGUGGACGACUCGAGCUUGAACACCAACAAUGCCCUACAUAUCAAAGGCGCUUCUUUGAGCUUUAAAUGCGGAGUUCUGUCCUCUGGAAAAUCCCUGGUGUUCGACAAGGACGGUCCUCGGCGAUUGGUGACCACAGAUUUGAAUACAACUGAUGACAGAUAUCUGCAGUUCUUUAUUAGAAUUGGAAGCAAUUCCAUGACUUCCCAAUGUCCUCCUCCAAGACAACAGCGUGAAUCCGUGAUGCUUGAUUUCUCCUGCGACGGGGGAUUAACUUGGGAACUCAUCAAGAUUUUUGACGACAUCCGUGAACCACAAUCAGACAUCGUAAUGUUGCCGGACGAGGCGAGAGGUCCGGCCUGCAGGUUCCGAUGGUGGCAACCUUUCCACUCAGGUGAAGGUCGAGAUCUCUGGGCCAUUGACGGAAUAAGCAUCAACAACCACCUGUUUAAUACGAUCAACCUGGACAUGGCGAACUAUCAGAACGAUACCAGACAUGUUGUGGCCAAUCUGGGUACUUUGUCUCAAAGUUACUGCGGCAGCAGGCCUAGUAUGAGUUUUAUUGAACCCUAUCAGUCUAGAGAAAUGCGGUACAUUGAAACAAAACCCGUUCACGUUGGACCAACAUACAUCGUGCAAUUUGAGCUAGUCAUGGCCUGUCGGAACAUGUACUCGAUGAACCGUGCUAACUUUUUAUAUUUGGAAUAUUCAACGGACCAUGGACUCAGUUGGCGAUUGGUUGAGGAGCCAUGUUUCCCGCCCACUACCUGUCAAUCAUACACAGAGGGCACCGUAUAUCAACCGUCAAAAUUUCAAAAAUGGCGCCAAGUCACUGUGCCAAUGCCGUCAUCAUCUUGGGGCCAUAUCGUGAGUUUGAGACUACGUCAGUCGGACUGGGGUCCGCUGGACACGUGGGCAGUGUCCAGACUGUAUGUAGGCCAGCACUGUCCCCAGCACUGUAGUGGGCACGGCAGGUGUGAGGAGGGCGUAUGUAGAUGCGAUACUGGAUUCACUGGUUCUUCCUGCCAGCCUCGGAGGCGGAUCGAGGAGACCAUGCAGGCCGAUUUUGGGAUUCGCUACGAGCCGGACUCCGACUUUGUGGACAUCUGGGGAGGGGAGGUCACUGGUGGCGACAAAGGAUGUGGGACACUGCUGUCCGGGGAAACCUUGUAUUUCUCUGAUAAUGGUGCCAGGGAAGCGCAAACCAAAGAUUUGAACACAAAGAACGAGGAUUACAUCGAGUUUUACCUGAGGAUCGGUGGCGGACUGCCGGACUGUAGCGGGGGAGAGACCACGGACGAGGGCGUGGUCCUACAGUACUCCACCGACGGAGGGAACACGUGGAAACUGCUCCGGGAUAUGAUCCCCGAGAAGUUCAGGAAACCAGAAUUUGUUCACGUUGUGCUACCGGAAGAUGCCCGGUCUCCAAUGACGCGCUUCCGGUGGUGGCAACCCUCACAUUCUGGCGGAGGGACGGAUCAGUGGGCAUUGGACGACAUCCGUGUGGGACACUACGAGAGGCGCCGGCAAAUACACGACGACUUCAAUACCCAGUUAAAUGCAAUCGAUAAUGGCGUUUGGUCUACCAUUACCGAGGGAAUUCUGGGAAAGUAUUGCCAGAACCGUGAUCGGGCUUUGAUUUUAGCCAAUCAGCAGAACGACAAAUAUGUCGUCACAAAAGACCUCGCACUCGAAACCGAUGACGUCAUCCAAUUUAGGGUGAAUGUUGGGUGCAGCAAUCAGUUCCGUUGGGAUCACACCGUGAUGUUAGACUACAGUCAUGAUGGCGGACAAACUUGGCACCUGCUUGAGGACCCCUGUUACCAAGAGAACGAGUGUGAUGGCCGCUACACAGAGGGGACUAUCUACUACUCAGGUCCUCACGGAUCGUGGCAGACUGUAGUCAUCCCUGUCACAGAGAAGCUGGCUAUGCAUCCGGUUAUGUUGCGGUGGUGGCAGCAGGGUGGCUACCCGUUCAACUUUGGCCUGGAUGACGUGUACGUUGGUCCUCCUUGUGAAGAGAAUUGUCAUAGAAACGGCGUCUGUGAUGGUAGUGGAUGCGUGUGUGACGAUGGGUUUCAAGACCCAGACUGCGGCUUCCUUGCUACUAGCCCCUACGGAAUGUCUGACUGGUUCGACAACCACCACGAGCCCUCGGACGUCUGGAGGAGAAUCAUGGGAGGAAAGCUCGGGCUGGGAUGUGGAGUGGUGGAUUAUGGGAACUCGUUACACUUUAGUGGAGAUGGCACGAGGGAGGCGGUGACAGUGCCCCUAAACACAACUUAUCUCAGAAUACUUCAGUUUGUUCUGAAAAUCGGGGGCAACGGUGACGGUCUAUCCUGCAUCACUCCACGUGGCAGAAACGAGGGCGUUAUUGUGGAUUACUCCACCGACAACGAGGUCACGUGGCACGUGCUUAAGGUAGUAGAACCACGUGUCCACAACUUCAGCACAGAAAGUGUCACCCUGGAGCUACCACAGGACGCCAAGACUGAGAGGACUAUAUUUAGGUGGUGGCAACCCCUGGGAUACGGAGGGGUGCAUCGAGCUGAGUGGGGGCUGGACAGCGUUAUUAUUGGGGUCAAUGAAACGAACAGGGAGAGUUUCCAGGACGAUUUCGCCUUGAUGGUUCCUGACCCCCACCACUGGUUGCUGACUGAGAGCGCGGUACCCAGGAUCACGUGUAACUCUGUAGGGAACGCCCUGGAGUUCAGCCGAGACAAGGACCUCAGAUUCGCGGAAACCAUGGACUUUCGCAUCACGCCAUCCACCUUCCUUCAGUUCGACAUCGCCAUGGCGUGCGACUCGCUCUAUGGGGCCCUGUACGGGGUCAUGCUGGAAUACUCAGUGGACAUGGGACAAACUUGGCACCCGGUUGUCCACCAGUGUGCCCCGCCAAACUUCCAGUGUAGCGGGUACCACCUCAGCAGUGAAUACAUGUCGGACCAGCACAAAAACUGGACCCGCGUGACGUUGUACAUGCCUCCUGGCGCAGUAUCUCCAGCCACGCGCUUAAGAUGGAAACAGCAGAAUAAGACGCCCCGAGGCAAUGUGUGGGCGCUGGACAAUGUUUACCUUGGCAGCGGUUGUCCCUGGUUGUGUUCUGGUCAUGGUUACUGUCGGGAAGGUGCUUGCAUCUGUGACCAGGGUUUUGGCGGACCACACUGUGACCCCAUACAACCUCUUCCCAUGAUGCUCCGGGAUGAUUUCAAUGGAGAAGUGUUAAACAACAGGAACUGGAAGGAGAUAUAUGGCGGUGAACCGUCCGAUAUGUGUGGUAUUGUCGUCAGCGGCAACUCUCUGCUCUUCCAUAAGAACCAUCUCCGAAUGGUUGUGAGUGACGAUAUUGACACUCAGAUGUUGACAGGCGUGGAGUUCUACUUCAAGUAUGGGUGUAACGAUAAAGACACAGACUGGCCGAGGGCCCAGAGCGUGUUGUUUCAAUAUUCUACGAACGGUGGUAUCAUCUGGAACCUCAUCAAAGAGAUCCAUUACUCAGACACCUCCAAAGUUAGAUUUUUCAGUCUAGACUUACCAGACAGCGCAAAAUCUGCAGCUGUCAGAUUUCGAUUUUGGCAACCGGAGAAUCAAGGUGAUAUGAAGUCUACGUGGUCUGUUGACAACUUUUAUAUUGGCAAGAUGCCAGCGAGUCCGAGCAUGAUGUCGGAUGAUUUCGACUCUCAGACGAUGUCCGACUCCUGGCUUUUCAUCAAUGAAGGAAAAGUUAAGAACUAUUGUGAACACAAAGUAAGACAGGAUACCACAAACUCCGGACACUCCGCUCUAGUUUUCGGAAACACCGGAAGUCGGGGAGAGAGAUAUGUGGAGACAAAAGACCUGAGUGUGGGGCCCAUGUCAGAACUACAGUUUGAUAUAAAUGUGGGUUGUGAGUCUGACCCCACAGAGGAUUAUCCGGUCAGGGUUGAAUACUCUCCAAAUGGUGGGAAAACUUGGCACGCGCUGGUGUCUAACUGCGCCUUGACGUCCUCGGCUUGGUGCUUUGAUGUCGACACCCCUACCACUGUGUAUUAUGGGGGAACCUCCAAGUACUGGAGACGGGUCCUUGUGCCUCUGGAUAAUGUUUACAUCUGUGGAUCUCUACGGUUUCGAUGGUACCAAGGUUUUAUUGCAGAGGACCAUUACGCCCCUGAGUGGGCCAUAGAUAAUGUAUUUAUAGGAAUGGCCUGUAUGGAUUACUGCCAAGGUCAUGGCGCAUGCUCAAAUACUAUGAUGUGCACAUGUGAUCAAAAUCGCCAUGGCGAUAGCUGCGUUACUUCUAUUCCGCUGCCGACACAUCUUUCAGACGAUUUUGAGAGGUCAGCUGAUGGUCAGUCACCAGUACGUGGACAAUUGAUUACAGAAAAUGACGUUAACGAGACUAAGUGGUGGAUGCAGAGUGGCGGAGAAAUAUCGAACGAGUGCGGGAAGCUUAUAUCAGGGGAUGCACUUCAUUUCAAACACAAUGGGGAGAGGAUGCUUGUCAGUACAGACUUAGAUUUAAGUACUGUUAGCAUCAUACAGUUCUUUAUCCGCCUUGGUUGUGGGCGGCACUCACCCGACACCUCGUCAUUUCCGGUCUAUCUACAGUACAGUACAAAUGCAGGUGUCAACUGGAACUCGAUAGAACAGUUUGACUUCAACAAAUACAGUAACGUUCCAAAAUAUUACGCCCUGCACGUUCCUCCCGAGGCGAGAACCAACUCAACAAGAGUGAGGUGGUGGCAACCGUCUGUUAAUGGAACAUUUCCAGAGGAGUGGGCUAUAGAUCAGGUUUUUAUUGGUGGAGAUAUGAACGGUGUCACACCACUAGGAGACGAUUUUUAUCUACCUAAAGAAACAAGCUGGCUUGUGUAUCCAGGCGCCACUAUUGAACCUGUUUGCAAUUCACCACAGAAGGCCAUACAUUUCAAUGGUGAUACUGGUAUACGGUAUGCAAUGUCUGGUGACGUCACCGUAGACGAAGAAUCCUUUCUACAGUUUCAAGUUGCAAUGGGUUGUGUUUCGAACCGUGAAUGUUACAAUAUUGGCAUCGAGUUCUCGCGAGAUUUCGGUAACACGUGGGAACUACUUCAAAAACCCUGUCUGCCAUCGGAUGUGGACUGUGGACGAUUUAAUCCUGGAACAACUCUUGUAUCUGAUGUCCAUACUGGAUGGCACAGAGUCACAAUACCCCUACCUUAUUACUCAAGAGGUAAAGCUAUCCGGUUUAGAUGGAUACAACCAACAGGGUACGGGAAGAAACAGAACUGGGCGGUGUCUAGGUUGUAUAUUGGUAAAGGCUGUCCCCUGAAGUGUAAUGGUCAUGGCAAAUGUACGGAGGGUGGCUGUAUAUGUGACGAUGGAUGGCAGGGACUUAACUGUAGUGAGCCUGUAUCAUCCUUACCUACAUAUCUCUAUGACUCGUUCGACCCGGAUAUAAACGGAUCGCAAUGGUUGAAAGUUGUUGGAGCACAAACCUUGCCUCCAUGUAAAGUAAUGGCUGCUGGUAAUGCUUUGCACUUUUCCGGGGGAUGUAGUCGCAUUUUGAUCUCGCGUGAUCUCGAUCUCCGUCACGCAGUCUACGUUCAGUUCGUGUUUCUUUUUGGUUGCACGGCUGGUCCCGUGACACGGAACCAGGGAGUUCUCGUUGAUUAUUCCACAGACGGCGGUAUAACGUGGAUGCCUAUCACAGAACUAUACUACACACUAUACAGAACACCCAAAUUUCUGAGUUUAAAACUCCCAGAAAAAGCAAAAGGCAAUGGCGUUAGACUUCGGUGGUGGCAGCCGCUACACGGCGGACAUCCCAUGGGUGACUGGUCCAUAGACAACGUUCGUAUCGGUGGAGAAGACAGCAACCCAGCAGAAUUCACGUCAGAUUUUAGUGGACCACUUGAUUAUCAGAGCUGGAUGAGGGAUGAUAAUAUUGCCGGAGAUUCAACAUACUGUAACGAGGCUCAUAUUGCCCAUGGAACAACUCAAACGAAAGAGAACUCGGUCUUAGAAACCAGAGAAGUUGGCAUUGAGAACGAUUUUGUUCUAGAAUAUGAACUCAACGUUGGGUGUGGGCAGACGUUUAACAAGUCCAGCCCGCCAGUACACGUGGAAUACUCCACAGAUAAUGGGGUCACGUGGUCUCAUCUUUCACCUCAGUGUCUUCCAAAAGAUCCCGAGUGUAAUGGAGGACUGCAUAUGGGAAGCGUAUACCAUAGUGAACCAAUGGGGAUGUGGAGGAGAUUUUCUCAUACCUUAUCUGGAUUACCAGUAUCAAACGCGACGAGAUUCAGAUGGACCCAGAAGGCAGACGGCAAUACGGGACCUUCCCAUGAAUGGGGGAUACGGGAAAUCUAUGUGGGCAAGGCCUGCAGCGAACACUGUAACGGCCACGGUAGCUGUAGAUAUCCGGUCUGUACAUGUGAUCGAGGAUACUCAGGCCCAGAUUGCCUGUAUGAUCGAUUCCCUAAUCCUACGUACUUAAAAGACAAUUUCGAAAGCAGCUCGUUUGACAAAACUAAGUGGUCACUGGUAGAAGGUGGUGAACUUGGCAAACCUUGUGAGAAUCUAGCAGAGGGAUCAGCAGCAGUGUUCACUGGAUCCAACUACAGACAGCUUGUCACUAUCGAUCUUGACUUGAGAAAUACGCGAUUUGUACAGUUUAUAGGAUCUCUUGGUGGUGUAGAUGUUGACCCGACCUGUUUCACACCCCGAUCUCCAGAACACAGCGUUAUUCUCCAGUACAGCAACAACGGUGGCAUUACCUGGGAAGAUCUGCAUGUUAUGGAUUUCACCACGUACAAACGUCCGAGACAAGAGUACGUUUUGCUGCCUCAGUCUGCUAGAACAAAGAACACCAGACUAAGAUGGUGGCAACCUCUGAACAAAAAAUGGGCCCAGACAGGUCCUCAGUGGGCUAUAGACAACGUUCUGAUAGGUGGAAAUGAAAUUAAUCCAAGCCACAUGCAGGUGUCCUUUGAUGAUUCAAUACAGAGUGAUGCCCCAUGGGAGUUCAAUCCCUAUGGAGAAAUAAAAGACAACGUUUGUACAAAAGGUGAUAGCUCCAUUGUGUGGGAAGAGGGCAAAGGAAACAGGAGUUUUACCACAGGUCAACUUAUAGUGCAAGAAGGAUUUAUGCUUCAGUUUAAGAUUGCAGUUGGUUGUAGCGGUGUUGCAGACAAUUGCGCAGAUUAUGCCCCUGUAUAUCUUGAAUACAACAAAGACCCGGGAAGUGACCGCUGGGACCUUGUUCGUCCACUGUGUCUUCCAGACCACGCCUACCUGUCAGAGUGUCAACCACGUCACUAUCACUCCCCCUCCAUCUUCACCCACCACACCCACCCCACAUGGACACUAGUCACAAUACCACUGACAGAGAAGACAUUCUCUAGCACAACUCGGUUUCGAUGGAUACAAGAUACACAGUCGAGAGUUGGUGUAUCGUGGGCGCUGGACGACAUCUAUGUCGGAGAAUCCUGCCCUGAAUUAUGCCACUCGCGAGGAACUUGUUUGAAUGGAAAAUGUUUCUGUGAACGUGGAUACUUUGGCAAAAAGUGUCUACCUCAGCCUGGAAGUUUGAUAAGAACAAUGUACGAUUCGUUUGAGGGCGGGAUUUUCUCAUUUUAUUGGGAGUCGGUAUCAGGAGGUGGAAUAGGGUUUGGUUGUGGAGCUCUGCGUCCAUUUGCCCAUGGGAAGACUUUGUACUUUAAUGGUUGUGGUCAUCGCGAGGCACGAACAGUAGAGAUGGAUCUACGAAACGCCAAAAAACUUAUGUUUGUGUUACAAAUCGGUUGUCAUGACCAAACAUCUACCUGUAACAUCCUAUCAAGUAAUGGUUCCUAUAGUGGUGUUUUACUUCAGUAUACAAUCAAUAAAGGUGCGGAAUGGAAGCUGCUGUCUCGCCAUGAUGCUGAGGAGUAUCUACUGCCAAAGAGAGCAGCUUAUGAUCUGCCAGACGACGCUAAGAAGGACGGCGUUCAGUUCCGGUGGUGGCAGCCUGUCCACCGGAAAACAGGAUACGACCAGUGGGCCAUUGACCAGGUCGAAGUCAUACAAGACCACAAUGCUCAUAAUAAUAGGUUCAUCUCUAGAUCGAAUGGUUAAACGACCCUACUCAAAUGAGCAAUUUCUUUGCUUUUGUGUUUUUUCUGACGAGGACAAAAUCAAUUCAAAGGAUUGUUCCGUCAUUAUUUAUUGGUUUUAUGCAUUAUGGCCAGUGCUUAACAAUGUGCAUCUGCACAUGAGGUCUAUUUCUCCAUUUUCUGAACAGUUACCAUUGAAUGGAAAAAAUCUAAUUGUUCGAUACACGAUUAAGGCAGAAACUUGUUUUCAAUAUUAUUUUCCAAACAAUGAACAUACACAUGUAUAUUUUUAAGCAUUUCAUUUUUUCUUCUUUUUAAUUUAAAAUAGGCAUUCAAUGAUUUCAGACAAAAACAUGUUUCAAACAAUUUCAAAAGUAAAACGUUUCAAUCGUAGAAUGGAAUAAAACUUUUUUUUCAUAACCUACAAUACUCAUAGUUUCACAUUUACCAUUAAGAUUUUACAACCAUUAGCUUUUAUCCAUACGUUCUAUAGGUAGCUAGAUGUUCGAUGUAACGUUAUUGUAUUUUGAAUAAUAUAUUUGUCUGUUUUGAGAAACACGUUUUAAAAAUGACUCAUUUGAAAAACUGAAAAAAAAUUGCAAACUGUUUUGAAUUUUGAGUGUAAACUGUUUUAAAGAGCAUGUAAGAAAAUGCUUGCCAUGGUUAUGAUAGUAGAAAAGAUAUAAAAGAGCAAAAAGCUCUAUCUUUGGCCAAAAUAAAAUUAUUGUUUUUUUCCGGAUUGCCUCUCGCCUCAAUGAAACACCUCUCGCUGAUAAAGUUUUAUUUGGAAAAAAGAACUUUUUUUUAAAUUUUUUACUCAUUCUUAGGUUGUUAAACUUCAAGUUUGAAAAAAAAUCUCCUCCUACCCUCCUUGGUCUAGAAACCUACAGGUGGCAAUUCCGACCAAAUUUUUUUUUGAGGAUGGACUUGUUGGCAUCCUUUAGUUUGAGCAAUAUGUAAUGAUUGAUUUUUCUAUCCGUGAUGUAAUUACGACAUGUUUUUCGAUGACAAUAUCUAUUGUAAUUUGGUACAUAUAUGUUUUUUUUAUGGAAAAAGUGCAAAUUGAAUAAAGACAUUGUCAAUAGUAUUGCUUUUAAUGGAUUGCAAUCUUUUAGUUCA